AUGUGGCAAUCGCGGAACGCCGCACCUCGGGUGGAAGUUCCCCGCCCAGUGCAGCUGGGGUCUCUGAAGUCGGAGAACGAGGGUCAGGAUCCUGGCAUUCGCCUGGUUCCUGCCGGGGGAGGCGGUUGGGGACGGCCAAAGGAGGAUGUGGAAGAACCGGAGUCUCAGCCGACGAACCCGCGUGUUGGGCUGACCUCCCAGCCUGCACAGCUGCGGCCCACCGCAUGGGGAAGGACAUCGAUCUCCGCACAAGCAGGACCAAGGCCGGCACCGUGGGCUCAGCCAGCACCUGGCACAGCUUGGCAAGAGCCGGUGGAGAAGAAGCAGGAAGAGUUUCCGUCCUUGGGAUCCGAGCCGAAGGGGCGCAGGAACUCCGGAUCUGGGUCACUGUCAUUGGGAUUGGGAGCGUCUUCAUCUUGCAACAUCGCUCGGCCGAUUGGAGCUCCAGUACCCGCCCCAGAGAAGCGUCCUGUUCUGCCUCCUCCACCAGCACCUUCGCCCCCGCCUGCUGCUGAACGACGCGCAAAGGAUGAGGACAGCGAUAAGGCCGUGGAAAAGCGCUCGCCAGCCCCUUCGCAGCCUGCACCGGCAAAGGCUUCGGCCGAGCGCCCACGCACUACUAGCGAAGACAGCGACAAGAUGUGUCAGCCACUUUUGCGGCCGUCAUUCUGUCGAAGACUUGCCUUGUCCAAUCGUCCAAGCCAUGUUCGGACGAUGCUGGGCAACUCUUCGGAAUCUCCGUGUCGCUGUCCAGCCUCUGGCGCGGACACAGGCGUCUUCAUUUGGUCGCUUUUCCACGCUCACGGCCUUGCCGGCCUUGCCCGGACCCCAACGGUCAACGAAGGCGCGGAAGUGCGAAACUCAGCUCGUAACUUGCAGCCGGAGCGCUUCCUCUCUUCGCCAUUCGUCGUGAGACCGCCACUUCCCGUCGGCACGCUCCUGCAGCGCCGGGAAGUGACAACGAAGAUCCGUGGACGAUUCAAGGUGAACAAGCAUCGGUAUUUGAAGAAUGUCAAGCGAGUUCGGUAUAUCUCUGCCAUCCCGCAAUACACAGGCCGCAGACAGCCGCUAGCGUCUUCGCGUUUUGAUGAUAUUUCCUGCAGGCCCUCUUGGAAGGCAGACGAAGAAGCGGGCAAUCAUAAAGGACUACAGAAAGACGACCGGUGCCCAGUCAUCCGAGGUGGUUCGCUUGAGACAGCUAUGCUUCAAAGCUUGAUUGAUGCGGAACCGGUCGUAUCUGAAAAGGAGUUCAUGAAGACCUUGGCGGACAAGCGCCGUGCAGAAAAGAAAGACGAGGAGGAGGCGGGCUGUGACCUUGCUUCAUGA
Symbiodinium sp. CCMP2592 is the source of this 1326-nucleotide messenger RNA. The record is from the annotation of a GenBank genome assembly. Lineage: Eukaryota; Dinophyceae; Suessiales; Symbiodiniaceae.